UUGAAACUAUUCUAUCAUCUUCCAAUUCCACAACUUGUUCAAUUUCAGCAACACUUUAUUCUUUGUCAUGGAAGUAGAGUGGAAUAUUCAAUUCAAGAUAUUUUGGCUCACAUACACACUGUCAUCAGUUACAGUAUCAGCGGCUAAUCCAGGACAACUUAUUGCAAAUGAAACAAAGUCAUCACCAAGUCACGUGACAUCAGUGAAAGGCUCUUCACUAUGGUUAACAUGGGGAUAUGAGUAUGGUGGUGAUAGUCCCGGAGUAAUAGUCUACAGAGAACAAAUAAUUGGAUUUAACAGUUCUUCACAGGCAGCACUGCAACCUGUAGCAAAGAGGACAGGAUCAAAUGGUUUGCUUCAGCUUGUGCCAACUGUUCCAGCACCAUUCUCUGGAAGGCUCACAGUAAUACCAUCCAACGAUACACUGGUGAUCAGUGGAUUGAAGUACAACGACACUGCUUACCAAUUUGCAUCAUAUGUUAUUUUAGACUUCACUUUUGGUGGUACAACCACCUCAAAUAAUGGUUACCUCAAACCAGUUGUCAGCAUUACAAUCAACGGAGUACCAGAAUUCAUCACACCACCUCCAGCUACAGUUGAAGUGAAUGAAAAUUCAAACUUAGAAAUAGCAAUUGAAAUGGAUGGAAACCCUGCGCCAUCAGCUGAUUUUCUUUGGCCUCAUCUUGGUGAUGGUGGGACAACUGUUGCUGGUAGCCAAAUUUACCCAUAUGUUUAUUCAGCAAAGUUUUCACGUCCAAAUAUAGCGGCUACUUUUUGUGGAAGAAUAUUGAAAUCUUCAGUGAAGAACAGUAUUGGGUCAUCACUUGCCAGAGACACCAAUGUCACUGUUUUACUGAAUCUUGAUGGCAAUCCGAAUUUGCAAGCAAGAAAGAUAAACGUAGACAGUUGUGUCGAAGUGAAAUGGACGAAGGCCGAAUCUGGGGCUUGUUACGUGAAAUACGAAGUGAGAUUGAAGAAUGCCUCAGGGACUGUUUAUACUGAAACUGGAUAUAACAUCGAUGAAAUAAAGAAAUGCAAGAUUCAAGGAAACGUGAAUAUCACUGACGUUGAAAUGACGAUGAGUUUCAAGAGUACUUCAAAGGUCUUCACUGCCAAAGUCUCAGAAACACCUAUCCCAUUAACACUUCCGCCGACUAUUUCUUCAAAAACUUCAAAAACACCGGUACCAAGUUCAAGUGAACCAACAACGAGAACAGACACGACCCACAAAUCAACAGUUAAGGAGAAGACAAGUGUUCAGCCAACAGCAUGUAAAGAAAAACAAGUGAAUAGCGAUGAAGAGAAAGACAACAUAAUCAUAGCGCUUUCAGUACUGAUUGCGGUCUUACUCAUUGCCAUGGCCACAAUGGUGAUCUGUGUCUUCAGAAUAAAGGCAAAACUAACACAAGCUCAAGACAAUGGAAAUAAAAGGAAUGAAGAGCCAAAGGAGACACAUUACAUGGAUCUGCAGGGACAAAUUGCAACCACCAAUUCAACUUACGCAGGCUUGCAAUCACCAUACGAAGAGAUUCACGAUGCUGCUCGGAAUUAUGAAAAUACGAAGCACCUUUCAAGUGUUUUAUGAGCUCAAUCUGCACAUAUUUCUUAUUAUUUUUGGCUUUUAGAAAAUCAUAAUCUUCUGUUAUCUUGUCAAUAUAAAAUUAUUAGGUUGAUAUUUUUCAUAUCUUCUAGACCUUUCUAAAGUAGAAAUUUUUGUUAUUUUAUUUAGAAAUCGGAUACUCUUUCUAAUAAUUGUAAACUUAUUUGAUUAUAAUAGAUUGGAAGAGGCAAAUGGAAAGAAGUUUCUUGAAUGACAUUUUGUUGCUGAUCUUUUACAAAGAUCGAAAAUAGUACUUACCUUGAACAAUGCUAAAAGUUGUUCUACGCCAAAGCAGUCAACAAGAAUAACUUCUUUAAAAUGUUGUAUAUCAUCUUUCUUUCAACAAACCAAACAUGAAGUCGUCAGUCUGUUUUUUGACACCUUCGUGACUUCUUUACAUGACAGUAUCAAUCAGUUAAUGCGUGAAAUGAGUUCUCUAGCACGUGUGUACGCUUACAUUUAUUCUAUAACCCAUCUACAAACUACAGGGGCUAUCCAUAAAGUCCUGAAGGGACACAGAAAAAACAUCUUCGUUUUUUUCAACUGCCUAUUUUUAUUUUACCCUUAAAAAUUCAUGGAGAAUAACGUUCAACAACUUAAGUUGAACAGUUUACAAACCAGCACAAUCAAUUCAAAUUAACAAAAACAUGAUUAGUUCUUGCAGGUAGUCUAGAAUUGAUAAUAAUAAAGCAUCUCUACUAAGUCGAUAUGUUUUCCAAUUGUGCUAGUAAGAGUUCAUGUGAGAGACAAUCAAAUGCUUUGGAGACAUCCAUAAGGACAGUGCUCAAGAUUCCAUAUCAAUGGCUGUACGAAAGCCACAAAGGAGCGGGGAUAGCAGGUGACAAAUAAAAGUGUAUAGUUGAUUGAAAAUAAUUCUAUCAAAUAUUUUUGAAAUAGCAGGCAAGAUACUGACUGGUCUAUAAUAUUUCUUGCUGGUCAGUGAAUCUUUCUUAAAUGUCUUAGAAUACACUAACAAAAAGACUGGUUAAGAACAGACGUGGCACGAUGUAAAAAGUAAAAAUAUAGCAAACUAAACAACUAAAGUGACAAAUAGGUUUGGAAGAAAGACACCAAAAUUGUGAAAAGAUCUUCAUCAUCAUAGAAGAGGAACUAAAACUGUACGAAAAAAAAUUUAUUGACGAAUUUCUAGCAACAACCAAAAUAUGGUUUGGGAAAUUAAAGUCAAAGGUUUAAGCAGACAAUAUAGAGAUAAACGGGAUAGAAAAAUGCUUUUUAUUAACGAUGAGCUUUUUAUUCCCCAUGAAUCCUCUAUUUGUUGAACAUUAUUCUGAGCUUUUUGCUAUUCUGCACAUGCGCUGGCCUCUCUUUCAAACGAGAGAGCCUCGAUUUUAAAUCUAGCAUGAAUUUUGUGAAUCUAGCAUAGUUUUAUGACAAUUUCAGCAUAAUUGCGAAAUUGAGAUCUGGUCACACUGCUUGGACGUUGAGUUAAAGUUAUUUUUAUCUAGCCUCGUUUUUACAUUGCAUUGUUUUCUUUACGCCUCUUAGUAUACGUUUCAUUAGCCAAAUUUGGUAUUUCCGUUUUGCGUGCUAUUGCUUUUCCUCAUUUACUUCCGGUAGCUAUAAAGGUAUUGCACCCCACAUUUUGGGUUGGUUUUUUUACUCGCCUUGUAUUUCGCUGUGUUAGGGGCAAUUUUCUAUUGUUUCACGUGCAGCUUUGGCCUGGUAGUUUCUUCUCGCUGUGUUUGGCUGUCAUACAAAGUUUUAUGGCUACGAGAAAUAAUGGAUUCUAAAUUUGCAUGUAUUUAUAUGCAGAUACAUCUCACUUUGUUUGUAAUUAGUUCAUAUCUGGCAUGUUCUAGUUUAGUUGGGUUUUUUUCGUAGGUUUAUAUCCUUAAAUGCUAACAUUCAUUAGCCUUUGAUAAUUAUUCGUUUUCAUAAUAUUGUAAUAUCAAGCUUCUAUUCGUAUUCUCAAUUUAUAAUCUUUAUAAUUUUUCUUUAGUGAAUUACGUUUAACACAUCACCACGGAACCUGUGUUGUUUCUUGCUGUGUUAUCUGCUGAGGAUUUUAGUGUGGUGCGCUCGAUUUACCAAAAGUAGUCAGAAUUACGAAUUGUGGACUACACUCUUAUAAGAU
This is a messenger RNA of Rhopilema esculentum, 3695 nucleotides long. Lineage: Eukaryota; Metazoa; Cnidaria; Scyphozoa; Rhizostomeae; Rhizostomatidae. The record is from RefSeq and is a predicted model, not a curated record.